Molecule: messenger RNA, 3321 nt
Organism: Branchiostoma floridae (Florida lancelet)
Lineage: Eukaryota; Metazoa; Chordata; Leptocardii; Amphioxiformes; Branchiostomatidae
Product: helicase-like transcription factor
Exons: 25
Coding region: 85-3321 (1078 amino acids)
Molecular function (GO): nucleic acid binding; hydrolase activity, acting on acid anhydrides, in phosphorus-containing anhydrides; ATP binding
Source: RefSeq, a predicted model, not a curated record
GGUCAUCAGAAGUUUCGCGGGAAUUGUGACGCGGGUCCUGUGAGAGACCCCUGCUCUGCUGUCUGCUGUGUUGGUGCCGCCGCCAUGCCCCGUAGGUUCAGGAGAUGGGGACACUACAGAGGAGGAGCAGGAGGCUGGGGAGGAUGGAGGAAGAAGAAGUCUCGAAGUAGGAGCUCUUCUCGUUCUUCUAGGCAAGCCAGGCAAGUCAGAGGACCGAGGUACAGCGACAGUACUGCCAGCCUGAGGAACCUGAGGUUAUCUCAGGUCAUCCAGGACCUGACAGCUGACACCAUCGACAUGACGACCGUUGCCAUGGGUGACGAUGAUCUGGACCACGAGGUUCUGUUCGGCACGUUGAGGGGAAACAUCGUAGGGAUCAGGUACUACAGGGGAGAGGUCAACAACAACGAGAUGGUAUCGCUGGUGCGCGAGCCGCGGAACCCGUAUGACAGUAACGCGGUGCGCGUGGAUAACGUGAUGGGAGUGCAAGUCGGACACAUCAAGCGUGAACUGGCGCGACCUUUGGCCUACAUCGUGGACCAGGGGCUGGCCAGGGUCGAGGGUGUUGUACCCCAUGGUGCCAUGAAUAUCUUCACCAUGCCGGUUGACCUGACCUUCUGGGGUCGGCCGGAGAGAAGGGAGGACACCAUCCUGAAGCUGGGGCAGCACGGCUACAAGAUAAAACCCCCCGCCGGCGCAGGGGGGUCUGGGACCAACAGGGGGGGUUCUGGUGAAGGGGGGAGAGAGGGGGCUGGGCCAUCGUACAUGGAUCGCGUGCUGUUGUCGGCUGUGCAGAUGACACAGGCUGAGAUGAAGAACGAGCUAGAUCAGCUGUUUGAGACCAUCCAGGAAUCAGACCAGACGGGCGUCACAGAAGCCUGCCAGUCCAUCAGGACACCGCUGUUCCCCCACCAGAAACAGGCGCUGGCCUGGAUGGCGCGGCGGGAAAACUCGGGCGAAUUACCGCCAUUCUGGGAGGAACGAGCAGCGAACAAGUUCUUCAACUCCGUCACCAACUUCACAUCUACCAGGCGACCGCAGAGCGUGCGGGGAGGGAUCCUGGCGGAUGACAUGGGGCUGGGGAAGACCCUGGUGGUGAUUUCUCUCAUCCUCAGCAACUUCCGUGACGGGAAACCGCUGGUCCUGCCGCAGGAGGGCGCUGCCAUGACAACCAAGGGAAAGUCCAUAAAAGCCAGAAAGGGAGGGGCGAGGAGCAGCAACAGAAAAAAGACCAUGAAGCCUGGACAGAAGGAGAAGUUUGUGGUUGAUUCAGACAGCGAAGAGGGCGACACAGAGACGGAGUCGGAGGAAAGUGUGUCGGGAGAGUCGGAGUCGGACAGCCCAGUUUCCGAUAGCGACAUGGUUGCCAUGACGAAGGCAGAGGAUCCGGAGUACGCCCCGAAGAUGAAGCUGACCCGUGCAAAGACGGCCCCGCCCGUGGUGUCCCCCAACAUCCGGUCCAGACCCUCCAGGACCACCAGGAAGCCAGUGAGAUACACCUACAGCAGUGGGGAGGAUGGAGAGGACAUUACUGAUGGGGAGAGCCCCAGGAAAAAGGCAAAGACAUCCUCUCCCGUUCCUGAGAAACAGACCAAGAAGGGCGGCAAGGCUAAGAGUAAGACGAAAGCGAAAGGCAAAGCCAAGGGGAAAGGCAAGACGUUGAAGGGAAAGUUUGGAGGUUCCGAAGACGUUGUGGACCUGACAGUUUCCCCACCGGGGGCGUCCAACAGCCAACCGCAUGUCAUCAGCGACGAAGAUGACGAUGAACUACCAGACCUCCCUGCUAUGGACGAGUCCAACACUGGCAAGAAGGACUCAAGGAAGGUGACAGCAACCAAAAUUACAGGUCUGGAAUCCCCUCCAUGCGGAGGUAGGACAGAGGCGGAGGGACCUCGCGCGACCCUGGUGGUGUGUCCGCUGUCCGUGCUCAGUAACUGGAUCGACCAGUUAGAAGAGCAUGUCCACCCGAAUGUGGACCUGCACAUCUACACGUACUACGGACCAGACCGCACCAAGGAUCACAAGGUGCUGGAGCAACAGGACAUCGUGCUUACUACGUACCAGAUGAUGGCUAUGGAUGCUAAGGGAAAGGGCGGCCCCCUACAGAAGGUCCAGUGGCUCCGAGUGGUGCUUGACGAGGGGCACACCAUCCGCAAUCCCGCAGCACAGCAGAGCAAGGCAGCCUUCGCACUGAAGGCUGAGAGAACCUGGGUACUCACAGGCACCCCCAUCCAGAACUCCAUGAAGGACCUGUGGUCGAUCGUCUGCUUCCUGAAGUUGGAGCCCUUCACGGACCGGCAGUGGUGGAGACGCACCAUCGAGCGCCCCAUCGGACUGGGCGACCAGAGCGCGCUGAAGUGCCUGCAGAAGUUGAUGGGAAACCUGGCCAUGCGCAGAACAAAGACACAACAGGUAGCAGGGAAGCCACUGGUUGAGCUGCCUCCCAGGACUGUGUUUAUCCAGCAUGUGGAGAUGUCUGCGGAUGAGAGGGAGGUGUACGACUCCAUGGCAACGGAAGGGAAGGUGAUGGUCGGCAGGUACUUCCGUGAGGGCUCGGUGCUGACCCACUACGCAGACGUGCUGGCUGUUCUGCUGAGGCUCAGGCAGCUGUGCUGUCACCCCUCACUGGUCGCACGGGCGCUCCAGACUCUCACGGAAGCGGUGGGAUCCGGCACGAGCGGAGAGCUGCGUGAGAAGCUGAUGUCGGUGCUGAAGGCCGUGCUCAGCUCCGGAGCAGACGAGGAGUGCUGCGUGUGUCUGGACUCCCUUCGCCUGCCCGUCAUCACGCACUGCGCGCACGUCUUCUGCCGGGAGUGCAUCUGCACCGUCAUCAGGAACGAACGGCCGAACGCCCACUGCCCGCUGUGCCGAGGGGACAUCGCCGUGGAACAGCUCGUGGAGGCUCCGCCAGACGAGGAGGGGGGCCGAGAGGAGGAGGAGCAGGGGGGGCCCUGGCAGAGCAGCUCUAAGGUUGAUGCAGUACUGCAGUGCCUGGAGAGAGUUCGUCAGGAGGACUCGUCAGUUAAGAGCCUCGUCGUGUCACAGUUCACGUCAUUCCUCAACAUCAUGGAGUACCCGCUCAGGGAGGCGGGGUUCCGGUUUGUGCGUCUGGACGGGAGCAUGACUCAGCAGAAGCGGACGGACGCCAUUGCACGUUUCCACGACGACGGCCCGGACUCCCCGAACGUCAUGCUGCUCUCGCUGAAGGCUGGAGGGAUCGGACUGAAUCUCAAGGCUGCUUCCCGCGUCUUCCUGCUGGACCCGGACAUCAAGAGUGGACAACCUCGCAUCAACGACUUCAAAACUCUCAAGAACAUCUAG